GCCUCCCUCCAGUCGUCUUCCGCGAGAGGCGUGGCUGGGUGGAGGGCCCGAGCGGAUCAGCUGGCCUCGCUUCUCAGCUACGCCGCGUCCACCCCGCCUCCCUACUGGCCCCGGACUGGGGCUGGGGUCCUCUCUGCAUGGAGGAUGGGGGAGACUGCUCCCAGAGCCGAGCCCCGGCCCGCAAAGGACCGGGAGAGGGAGGAGGCGGGGACCUCGGCUCGGCCUUGUCACCGGCUCAGCAGAUUCUUGCUUUACCUCUACCUGGUGGGCUUCCUGGAUUUUUUUGGUGUAAGCAUGGUAGUUCCUUUAUUAAGUGUUCAUAUCAAAUCCCUCGGAGCAAGCCCAACUACCGCAGGAGUAGUAGGAUCCCUCUAUGGUGUUCUACAGCUCUUUUCUAGCACAGUAGUGGGCUGCUGGAGUGAUGUAGUAGGAAGACAGUAUUCUCUGCUUGUGUGUAUUCUGCUCAGUGCUCUAGGUUACCUCCUCCUGGGCAUAUCCACCAGCCUCCUCUUAGUUGCCAUUGCUAGAAUCCCUGUUGGUAUAUUCAAGCACACGCUCUCAAUCUCAAGAGCUCUUCUUUCGGAUCUGGUUUUAGAGAGAGAGCGCCCACUGGUAAUAGGGAAAUUUAAUACAGCAUCGAAUGUGGGUUUUAUCUUGGGUCCUAUGGUCGGUGGAUAUCUUACUGAGUUAGAAGGUGGAUUUUAUAUAACAUCCUUCAUCUGUUCCUCUAUCUUCAUUCUGAAUGCUGGUCUUGUCUGGAUAUUUCCAUGGAAUGAUACAAAACUGAGCAGGAUGAAGAAGAGCCAGCAAACUAGCAACAGAUUUCCUUCAGACCUCCUGAAAAAUGCAAAAAACAAGGUGCCAGUGACUCCAGCAACUAAUGGUCCCAUCACGCCUCAGGCAGUGACUUGGCAGCUGUGGGUGCAGAGUGUGUCUGUGCUAAGAGAGAUCAAGAACGUGAUAUUCUCUGAAAUGUGGGACAUCUUUUCAGUGCGCUUCCUGAUGGCUCUGGCUGUCAUGCUGUACCACAGUAACUUUGUUCUGGCGAUCGAGGAGCGCUUUGGGAUGAAACCCAGGCUGACUGGGUAUGUUAUCAGCUAUAGCAGUGCCCUGGGAGCGUUGGCAGGUUUUGUCCUAGGACCAAUAAUGAAACUCUAUAAACACAACACCUACGCCAUUCUGUUGCACUCGAAUGUCCUCACCUGUGUCUUGUUGCUACUUUACUCUACAACACUCAGUAUAUGGGUGGUCAUUUUCUGCUCCACUUUUUUAUCCUUUUCUACUGCUAUAGGCAGGAUUUGUAUCACAGAUCUUCAGCUAACUGUAGGCGGAACUCAGGCUAGUGGAACUCUUAUAGGCCUGGGGCAGUCUGUGACAGCUGUGGGUCGUAUCAUCGCCCCUCUCCUCUCAGGAGUGGUCCAAGAGUUCAGUCCCUGUGGCCCCCCAAGUCUGGGAGCAGCACUAGCUGUAGUGGCAAUCCUCAUAAUGGUUUUAAACAAGCCUCGUUACAGUAAUGAUCCAAGUGCUAAGCUGAAAAGCCAAUAGGACUAUUUCCAUGAACAGAAAUGAAGUAAGUGGUGAAUGAGCCAGGGGCAAAUGCAAUAAUGAUUAAAGGCACUUUAUGGUAUAUCAUAGAAGAAUAACAUGCCUUUGAAGAAAAAUAUGGUAUAAAGAUAAGGGAAGAGGAUCUUCAGGUGUAUCAGAAGCCUUACUGUUGGGUUCCUGAUGAAACCCCUGGGUUUCUACAGACAAAACUGCUCCAAAAUAAGAAGUCAAAACAGGAAUGGUGAUACUCAUGAUUCAGAAAAAACAUUCACCAGAAGGAGGAUAGGUGUGAAAUGUGUACCAAGAAGUUUUAUCUGCUGGUAAUGCUAAUGGGAUUAAUAUUUUCAAAGGAAAUAAGAUAGCAGCUGUUGAGCUUGGGAGGAUUUUGGUAGAAUACAUACAAGCAGUCUCUUUGUGGAUUGCCAAAGCAGAAAACUCAGAAAAAUGGAAGUAGCUACUCAGAUUUGCCCACUAAAUGAAAAAAAAAAUGCACUUUAAGAAAAAACAUCCAAAAAUGGAUGGGUAGCUAUGAUUUCCUUUUAUCAGUGGGGUAUUUAUACAGGUUGUCCCCUCCCUGGAAAUUUUAUAGAACUUGGAGAGACAUCUUCCAUUAAACCAAUUCGUCAUCUUUUAAAGUAGACUGAUUGACCUUAUCCUUGAUUAAUUUGGGAGAUUGUUUUAAAAUUGUGUUUGCCCUAAAUGGUAUUUAGAGUUUUAUAAGCUCCUACUGUUCAACUGUGGAGGGUUUUAUAGAUUGUUUGAUCCUGUUCCAUAUGUGUUAGGUUUUAUCUACAUCAUUACUUCCAGAGGGUUCCCUCAGGAUGACUAAGGGUUCAGGUCAGCCAAGGUGAAUCUUACUAGAAAUUCUAUGUUCCUGUGUUGAAACAUUAUUUGGGGAAUAGAACAUUGCCUAAAAUAAGUUAAGUAAGUCUUAUUGAUAACAGAGUAGUGUCAUCAGGUGAGAUGUCCCAUCUGACAUAUGUUAGUGGCCUAAAGGAACCUUAAGAUGGUUUUGAAAACAUGUUACGCAUGAGCAUGUGGGACCAAGAGAGAUUUUCAGUAUUUGUCAAGGGAAAAUAACAUAACCUUUCCUAACCCUAAUGUCUGUAUUGCUAACUUAAUUUACACUUGUUUAUGUACUACUACUUAGGAGCCAAGGAGUGAGCUGAAUACUGAGGUAUGCGGAAAGAUUGAUGCAAAUUGUAGCAGGCACUCAUCCACACUUACUAAAAUAUGUGUUCAAAUUCAUGGUUUGCAAAGUUCAAGAGAUACUGUGACCUGGGACAAGCCCUUAACCCCAUUGGUGUCUGACAACUCUCUAAGAUUGUAAAUUAUAAUCAAGGUACCUAUUUUCAUUGGUAGGUGGAGCUUCUCACACUGAUGAAAUCCUAGUAUUUAUACACACAUUUUUUUCUACAAUAGGUACUUCCCAACAAAUAUCUUAACAUACUUCCCCAAAAAGCACAUUUCCCCAAAACAAUUUGUUUCAGUACAGAAUUCCUUUUCAGAAAGGAGACUGAAGUAUUCAUGAUGAAGAUGAAAAGAUAAUAGUUUCUAGUGUGGCAGUUUUUCCAUUUCCUCCUACUGUAAGGAUGCAGUUGACUCAGUCAUUUGUGAUUAAACUGAACAAGUCAACCUGUAAUAAUUAAAUUCCAUAAGUAUUUAUGAAGCACCUUCUGGAUACAUAGACUGUGGCUCUAUGGGAAAGAUAAAGACUGUCUUUUCAGUUACUUUUAGUCUUAUUAGGAGAAGCAAGCACAACAUCAUGGAUUUAGAGCUGGAGAAGACCUCAGGUGUCGGUAGUCCAACCCCAUCAUUUUACAGAUGAGAAAACAGAGGCCCAAUGGGAUUCAGUGUGGUACAGUGCAGAAAAUGCACAGUUUAGAAUCACUGGGCCUAAUUUAAAAUCCCAGCGCUGCCAAUUUGUGCUCUCCAUGACUUAUUCUCUCUGGGUCUCAACCCUUCUCAUCUGUAAAAUGAGGAAACUAGAUAAAAUGUAUCCUUUCCAAUUCUAAGAUCCAUGAGCAAGAGGGCAGUUAACAGUGAAGGUUGGAGAGCUGGGAUGUGUAAUAGAAAGGUUAAGGGGAGGGAGCUAUGUGUGGUUAUCUUCUUUCCCCACACAUAAAAGGGGAUUUCAAAUUGAGGCAUAUUGUUAUACAUAGCAAUUCAUUUUAGCUCUAUCUGAAGUCAGUACCCUAUAAUAUCUGAGGCUGUUACCAUGCAUAAGGUAAAAUUAUAUAAUAAAUAAGUGUCUGAGCAGAGAGAUACAGAGUUUUGAUGUUUUGUUUCUGGAUAAAAAUAGCUAGCAUUUAGAUAGCACUUUAAGGUUUGCAAAGCACUUUCUGUGUUCUCUCACUUCAUCCUCACAUCAAUCCUGUGAGGUAGAUGCUGUUAUUAGACCCAUUUUACAGAUAAGGAAAUAGAUUUAAUGACUUGCCCAGGUUCAUACAGCUUAUUAAAUUCAGCAGGAUUCAAACUCAUGUUUUCCUGGCUCCAAGACUGUUAUUCUUUGUUCUGCAGAUAAAAUGAAAUGUUCUUUCUGUACACCACUGUAAUAUUUUUACUCUUUAAUUAAGAUGGAUUUUACUUGGUUUUAGAUGGAUGUUUUCUUAAGGUGUUUUUUACAAGGUAAUCCGUUAAGGAUUUGGAGGGUUUAUGGUAUAUGUUCUCAGGGAGAUACCAACUGAUGCCACCUACUAUUAAAGUGUUUAUUUGGGGAUUUUUUUUGUCUUGAAUGACUUUUGUAGGUUUUUUUUCCAAAAUAAGUUAAUACUGACAAACAAAA
Molecule: messenger RNA, 4330 nt
Organism: Dromiciops gliroides (monito del monte)
Lineage: Eukaryota; Metazoa; Chordata; Mammalia; Microbiotheria; Microbiotheriidae
Gene: SLC67A2
Product: major facilitator superfamily domain containing 9
Exons: 6
Coding region: 145-1545 (466 amino acids)
Biological process (GO): transmembrane transport
Molecular function (GO): transmembrane transporter activity
Source: RefSeq, a predicted model, not a curated record